Quercus robur (English oak) is the source of this 1767-nucleotide messenger RNA. Its product is annotated as glutathione S-transferase T3-like. The transcript is spliced from 4 exons. NCBI's taxonomy places the organism in Eukaryota, Viridiplantae, Streptophyta, Magnoliopsida, Fagales, Fagaceae. The coding region runs from base 677 to 1588 and encodes 303 amino acids. The record is from RefSeq and is a predicted model, not a curated record.
GCAAGUAUUGUAUCAAAAAUAAUAUAUUCUAUGUGUUUCCCCCUAAAACUUCUCUCUCAUGAAUUCAUUCUGCGCGGGCUCUCCUCUCUCUCUAUUCAUUCUCUUUUUCUCAUCUGCUCUCUCCUCAUCUCUGAAGCUUCAUCUCCGAAAUGUCUAUGUGACCAUCUCCGAAAUUUCUGAACCCAUCUCCAUCUCUAUCUCUGAAAUUUCUCACCCGAUUCACCCUCACCCAUCUCUAUCGCUGACCCUCACCCAUUCACCGAUUCACCCUCACCUCACCGAACCCGGUCACCGAUUCACCCUCACCCUAACCUCACCCAUUCACUGAUUCACCCUCACCCAUUCACCCUCACCGAUUCAUCCUCACCCAUCUCCAUCUCUGAAGCUUCACCCUCACCCAUUCACUGAUUCACCCUCACCUCACCCAUUCACCCUCACCGAUUCACCCUCACCCUCACCCUCACCCAUCUUAACCGAUUCACCCUCACCCAUUCUCAAGGGUUUUUAGGUUUGGGUUCAGAUUUUGCAAAAACGAAGCUCCGUCGGUGUUAGGGGAUUCAGCUCCGUCGGUGUUGGUGCUGACUGUAAGAGUUUUUGUUGUUGAUUUAGCAUCUUCGAGACCGUAAGCUCAAGUUCAUCUUCAGAAAGUUUGCUCGGUUCAUCUUCAAUUACUAGGAUGGUUAGGCAAGAAGACUAUGACCAAUAUGGUGAUUUCUUACAAGCUGAUUCUGAUUUUGUGGAACCAUUUUUAAGUGGGUCUCAAAAUCCUUCAAUGCCCAUCCAGUCUUUACCGGAAGUUGAAAUUGUCACCUCUAAACGUGGUGCCAACUUCAGUGUAGAUGAGGACCUCCUCCUCAUCGCUGCAUGGCUUAACAUUGGCAUGGAUGCUGUGCAUGGUACUGACCAAAAGAGUGACAAAUUUUGGACAAAAAUUUGGGAAUUUUUUUGCGCGAACAAUACUUACGGAACCACACGUUCUAGUACCUCCCUAUCAAGUCGAUGGGGAAAUAUUAAUAGGGAGACAAGUAGGUUUGCUGGGUUCAUGGCUAAAGUUGAAGCUCGAGAUAAAAGUGGUACAACUAACGAGGACAAAUUGAAAGAGGCAAAGGAACUAUAUAAAGCUACACCAAAUCCAACAUCCGGCAAAUACCUAGCUUUUGCUUAUGAACAUUGUUGGGUUGUGUUGAAGAACCAACCAAAGUGGAGUAUACUUAAGGAAAGAUCAAAAAGGCUCCCUCAAACUCCAAGUUCAAUCAAUCAAGUUGAUAGUAAUGAUGAUGACACAGUGGUACUAGAGAGACCAAUUGGUAGAAAAGCCGAAAAGGCUAAGCGAAAGAGGCCAGAUGAUGAUAAGGGUUUUGAUGAUUAUUUGGCCAAAAAAUUGCAGUAUAUUCAAGCAUCACAUGAACAAGACAAAGAGGCUCUUCGCAUCAAAGCGGAAAAGCUUCGUCUUAAAACUAUUAGGGAGGAGGGAAGAAUAAUAACCAUGGAUACAAGUGGCAUGAAUGACAAAGAAAGACUUUAUUUUGAAAAUCUCAAGGAUCAAAUCCUUGCAAGACAAGUUGGAGUUGACCCAAGGAACAUGUAGAUGUCUUGUUGUAACCUUAUUUUGGUAGUAAAUUAUAUUAGGGUUGGGUUUGGCAUAUGUAGAUGCCAUUUUGUAAGUAACCUUAUUUUGGUAGUGGCUUAUUUUAAGCGUAGGUUUGGAACAUAUAGGUGAUGUAUUGUUCCAACUUGAUCAAUUUGUAGUAGAUUGUGCCACUUAUG